AUGGAAUGGCCAAAAUUCGAUUUUGCUAAGUGUUCGCACGUUCGGUCACAGAGACUGUCAAGUAUUGGAAAAUCGAACAGUGGCUUGAAAAGAGAUCAUUCUAAAGUCUGUCGUUCUUUGGCUGCCGAUUUUGAAAAUAUCAAAUCUAGGAAGAAAGAAAGUUCAAUGAGAAGGAAUAUUACACAAAGCGAGAAUAUUACAAUCUUCCAUCAGCAAAUCUUGUCAAAUAGCAAUUCACCAACCUGCUCACAAGGAGAUUCAUUCCAAAUGAAUGGGAAAGUAAACACAGAGAGAAUACCGCCACUGUCACCAAUCCUUGUCAAUGGAUUUCUGAAGAAUCCAGCAGCAUGUUCGAUCACAUCUUUGGAAGGAUCAAGUUUAAAUUUAGAAGAGAUGUUAACCUCAUUAAGAUAUAAAGGUUCAGUAGAUCCGGCAACAGCCAGCGUUUCACAUUGCGAAGAUCUGAUUGCUCCUGAAUCUUCAGAGACCGUAUUCACCUCACCACAUUCGGAAUCUCAAAUCAGUACUUCGUUUGUUACCAUUGCAGAAGAAUUCGAUAAUUUGAACUCAAAAUGUAGAAAAAAUGGUAAAAAGACAACUUAUAGUCCGAAAUUGCAUGCAUCUCUAUCGACAGCAACUUCAACAAAUGCCCAUUCUAUGGAUAACUCCCUAAAAUUUUUGGAAACUCUACCACCACCUCAAAUUGAUUGUAAAAAUUUAAACAGGAAUGGAAGCUUUCCAAAUUUAGAUGUUAUCAGUUCCCAAUUAAGUUUUGAAUCUGACGAAUCUAUCACUAUACGACAUACACGAAGCGAGAGUGAUAUUUUCCAAACUCAUACCGUAUAUAUUGAUGAUUCCGAAAGUGUUACUAUUGCAAGUGAACAAUCUCGUGAUUGCUUUCUUGAUAUAACAAUUCAUGAAAUUGAGCCAAAUAAUCCAGCUUUCGACACUGAACCUUUUCUACAAAACACAUCAUCAGUAAAAAAUCAGUUGAAAAUAUAUGAUCUGCAAGAGGAGAACGAUGAAUCGAUACAUCAAAAGCAAUAUUAUCGGUUAAGUAAACUUGCAGAAGCUCUCAAAAAACGUUUGUUUAUUAGUUCGUCAGAUUUGGCUAUGUGGAAAUGCGAGGGACCGAAGCAAAAUCCGGUUAAACAAGUUACGGUGAUUUCGAAUGUUGAACAGUGGGGACUCUAUUGGACGUUGGUGAAGAAUGUUAGCGAUUCCCAAAUUGCCCAUAUUGUGGAUUCUGAACCAAUGAAAAAAACUAUGGACGUGAUAUCCAGGAACAGAAGUGAGAAAGCGAAAAAUGCUGGUGAUGAUGAAGGAAGUCAAAGAUGCUAUGAUUCAUCUUCACCGGAAACUUUCUUUAUUUAUCAACCUCUUUCGAAAUUAAACACUUCUUCGGAUACUAUGACAGAAUCAUCUUAUUCCGGUUCAGCCAUUGACUGUGCUUAUUCAGUGGUAGUUCGAACAAGUGGUAAAGAAAAUGCAGGUACCACAGCGAAUGUAUUUGUACAAUUAACAGAUGUCGAUGGUAAAAAGACAGAUAAAAUGCGUCUUAAGUGUUCAAUCAGUCAUCGGAAGAAAUUUCAACGGGGCCAUUCAGAUUUAUUCUUGCUAACUGAUCAAAGUCCAUUAUCGAAGCUGAAAUCACUGGAAGUGUGGCAUGAAAAAAAGGGUGAAUACAAACCUUGGUUAUUGCACUCAGUCUACAUCAUUGAACAUAUGCAUCAUACAUUAUAUCAAUUUCCGUGUCACAAAUGGCUUGGUGAAGAUCCGGAUGACUUAUCACACCUGGCAGCUGAUCAUUCUUCGUUGUCCAUCGGAUCUUUCCGUCGCGGACGGCAGUGUCAUUCAUCACAUCUCGUCCAUGAUGUCCAUUCCAUGAUAUUUACUGAGCUGCACUGCAAGAAAGCACCGCGAAUAAUCUCGAGAGGCCGACUACGUCCUGCAAAUGAUUCAGCCAAAAAGGAAAAAGAAUGUGUCAAUAACGACUUUGAAGUGGAUGAUGAGGUUGAAGAAGGGUUCGUAGUUCAAGGUGGAGUAAUGAUGCGGAUCGCUGACGUUAAUAAAGAGCAAUGGAAACCGAUGAAACGAUUCUAUAUCGAUGUCAACCGAUCGCAAAUUUAUCAACAUACUCAAGCUCAUAAUGCUAUAUCAGUGGAUGAUGAAGCUAGUUCAUCCCGUGUUACCGUUGAAGUUUCUGCGUUACCCGGCGACGGACGAAUGUUUCAUCUCUGUGAUAAUCUUCCAGGUGUGGCAAAUGAAGUGGAAUCAUACCCUUGUCGUUUUUGUCCUGAUCGUAUUUUUUUGACGUCAUUUGGUCUGGAACGCCAUACUGAAAUGGAACACAAGAAACACCUUCCUGAAGUUAUGGAAGAAAUAUCAAGGAUUCAUAACGAGUGGAGGAAGAGGGAAGCAUUCAAAGCUAUAGUCAAAAAGCGACGUGAGGCGUUAAAAAAGACAAGAAUAUUAACCGAAGUUGUAAGACGAUCUCAAAAUUUGCAAUCCGAAGAUCAUUCUACUGAUAGAUAUUGCACAAGUACUUUGAGCUGUCAUAUUUGUGGUCUUGGUUUUGAAGCUAAUUGCGAAUUUAUGAUGAGUCAUUUUCGUGCCCAUCGCAAAAAUGACGACUUAAGACGACAACUAUUAGCAAAUUUUGGCCCUUCGGCAAAUUUAUAUAUAUUGCAGUACGUUGCACGUUGUACUUGCCAUCAGUGUCAUUUGGUUUUUGCCAAUGAGAAAAAUUUGAUGCUACACAAAGAAUCAUCGCAUUUUAGAAAACGAAAAUAUGUAUGCAAAUGGUGUGGUAAUGUAUGUUUAUCGGUGAAUGAAUUGAAUGAGCAUAAAAAGAAUGUACAUAGUGUAUCAUACAGUCGAACGGAAAAAUCAUCUGUCACUGGUGCAGUAAGCAAUAUUCAAAAGAAUACUGUGAAACUGAUCACUGCCGAUCAUAAUUCAGCAGAAAACGAAACGUUAUCUGGGAGCGAUUUUGCAGAUAGUUCUUCAGGAAAUCGUGCUUCUGUGCUGAAUCAAAAUCCAUACAUAGCAAAGUGUAGCGAAUGUGGCUUGACUACUGUGAAACCAUCACUGCUUAUACGUCACAUGCAACGUGUACAUAAUAAGAACUGCUUCUCAGCGAUAAUUGAAGUGAAAGGUUUGCCUAAUAUAAAAGUGGACAUGGAUCGUGGAAAAGUAACUUGGUGGUGUUGCAACCUCUCUUUCGAAGAUAGGUAUCGUUUUAUUCACCAUAGAAAAACUUGUCAUCAACUGGUAUUUGAAUAUAAUCAUUUGCAAAAUUGUCUGGUUAAUAGCAGAGAGCAAGUUAUCACCGUGCAUGAAACAAAUGGCAGAGGAUUAAUGAAUACGGGACAAGUUGUACAAUUAAUCAAUGCUGACGAAAUUCAGGAUGAUGGAUUGUAUGUUUUGAUGACAGAAGUGGACAAUCCCGAACUUGUAAAUGGAAAACAGGGAGUUUGUAUUACUAUGGAAUAUGGAGAAUUAGAACAAGGGAGUGGAAUUGUUUUGCGAGAAGUGAGAACAGAUGAAUCAACAGUAGAAGGUGAACAACAGAUUACUCUAACAGCUAAGGAAUUUAUGCAGUUGAAGCAGCAGGUUGGAGAAAACUUUGAUGGUGGCGUGCAAAUUUUUCUUGUGGAUGAUGCGAAUGAUGCGCAGCAAGUAUUAUCAAAUUCUGGAGUGGAACCAGCAAUUGAUUUCGUUGCAAACAGUGUGGUAGACAACGAUGUUUUGAAUUCCUUACUUAUAUCGAACACACAAAUGCCAACGACAGAUGACAAUUAUUCCGGCACACACUCAAAUGAGUCAGAGUUUUCUGUAGUGAAUAUUCCUGAUCCUACAGAAGACAAGGUACUGCACAAUGACUUACCCCUACCAUCUGAAAGUCUGAUUAAUAUAGAAACGAGUUCUGCAAACUUGUCCAUACCAACUGUAACAUUUAGUCAUGAUAGUUUGGUGGAUAAUUCCCUGAAUUUUCAAGUUCAGAGAAAUACUCUUCAUGAGUUAACAGCAGUUCCUACGAUUGCAAUUCCGCAUAGUACACAUCAACUUCAUGGUAAUGUAGCUUGUUCUUCUGCGAUAUUAUGCCCCGAACUGGAUAGCGUUUCAAGAUCAGCGUCAGAAACUUCCCCAUCCCUUAUUGUAAUUAAUGAUAAAGAAACAAUUUCACCACCAUCCAGUAUCGAUUAUUGCUCUAUGGGAGAUUCGAAAAGUAAUUUCCUAGUAAGACCAAGUAACGGACCUACUUCUAUGUUGGAUAGCAUCCCCACUUUGCUAGAUUUGGACAGAAAGGAUACUCUCACGACAGUAGGAGCGAAGACAUCAGUUGAGAUAUCUUUACGACAUUUAUCACCAGCUACAGUUAGUAAUGAUAAAGAUACCAGUUCAACCACAGCAACUGUGUGUAUUCCAACAAUGUAUAAUCGUUUAAUUGAUAAAAAUGAGACCAUUUAA
Messenger RNA from Acanthocheilonema viteae, 4473 nucleotides. NCBI's taxonomy places the organism in Eukaryota, Metazoa, Nematoda, Chromadorea, Rhabditida, Onchocercidae. The record is from the annotation of a GenBank genome assembly.